AUGUAUUCGCCUACCCAACAACAGUUCAACACGGAGACGCAAGACCAUCACUAUCAUUCUGCGUCGGCAGUGGGUAUCCAUAAUAACGACCCUAACAACAACAACAAUAACGGCGCCGGCGGCAGCUUACAUACGACAGUUGGCGCAGUCCCUGUACGGAAUAACCCAGCUUAUAAUACUUCGUCGUCGUCAUAUAGUUUCGGAGCCGCUUCGCUUGCCAUGAGCCCUACUUCAACGACCGCUGGUGGUGGACGUGGCAUUCCGUUUGGUGAAGCUAAUUCCCACCAUUGGUUUGGCACAAGCAUGGAUUCCGUCGGUUCGUCAUUCGGACAGUCACCGCCGAUCUUUGGUGGAGCAGGAGGACGUGGGGAUCUAAUCGUCUCCCCCUCUACAUCAACAAGCCAGCUGGACGGGCUCACAGCUGGAGAGGAGGACGAAACACAACAACGAAAUUUGCAGGAAAUAUUCGAGAAACGUCGCCGACGUCGGGAAUCGCAUAAUGCUGUGGAAAGGCGGCGGCGCGAUAACAUUAAUGAGAGAAUUCAUGAGACUGCACCCACAAGCUCAAAUGUCAUGUCCGUAUCUACCAAUCAAGCUGGAGCAAAUGCGCGGGCGAUCAACAAGGGAACUAUUCUCAGAUUGUCAGUGGACCAUAUAAAAGAGCUUCAAGUCGAAGUGACGCGGUAUCAAGAAAAGAUCAAGGAAUUGGAGGAUAAGAUCGACGACCUGAAAAGCGGACCCGGAGCAGUAGGGCAACAACAACACAGCAAUGCUGCAUCAGGAAAUGAUUUCACCGACGAACGCACGAGUUCAAUCCAGUUUCAACAACAGUUUGGUAACCUGCAUAUUACUCCGAAUGAUAUGACACGGCAACCAUAG
Messenger RNA from Zychaea mexicana, 879 nucleotides. RefSeq lists its product as uncharacterized. Gene Ontology annotation, molecular function: protein dimerization activity; DNA-binding transcription factor activity, RNA polymerase II-specific; RNA polymerase II cis-regulatory region sequence-specific DNA binding. The coding region runs from base 1 to 879 and encodes 292 amino acids. The record is from RefSeq and is a predicted model, not a curated record. Gene Ontology annotation, biological process: regulation of transcription by RNA polymerase II. The transcript has 4 exons. Lineage: Eukaryota; Fungi; Mucoromycota; Mucoromycetes; Mucorales; Lichtheimiaceae. Gene Ontology annotation, cellular component: nucleus.